Messenger RNA from Spodoptera litura, 1466 nucleotides. RefSeq lists its product as uncharacterized. The record is from RefSeq and is a predicted model, not a curated record. NCBI's taxonomy places the organism in Eukaryota, Metazoa, Arthropoda, Insecta, Lepidoptera, Noctuidae.
UUUGCUGUCAGUCUUGUUAAUUAGUUCUGAAUUGUAUGUUCCGCUUGAAGCGUUGUGUGUUUAUUUAUUGGAAAAUGCUUGAUUCUUUUUGAAGCAAUCUUUAAUAUGGAUGUCGAGACCCAGGUAAUAGUGAUAGCGAGCGUGUUCGGUGGUGCCUGCUUGGUGCUGUUCAUCAUGGCUAUAGUGCUCUGCGCUCAAGUCAGCAGCCUCCGGAAGAAGGUCGCUGAGAUGCAAGCCACUGGACGCAUGAGGAUACAGAAGCUGAAGAUGGACAGCGACAAGAACCACGCGUUCCACAACCCCGCGCUGUCGCCUGAUGAGGAGCUGUCCCGGCGCGGCUACUCCAUGUACACCAGCCAGGAUGACGUGGAGAGCGGCCGACAUGAGCGGCAGACGGGUGGGCAGUUCGUAGACAGACAAACGCCCAGCAGCAUGUACGAUGACAGAGUCAGUUCAGCACAAACCAAUUUCGUGGAUGAACUGACACGAGAGCUGGACAGCAGGCAGCAGCGGCCCAAUAAUCCACCGCCAUUCCUGCUGCAGAGCAUCGAGGAAACUAAAAAGAAGACCAGAAACCUUGCCAAUCCAGUAGCCAAUGGCAGGCAGAGUGAAACUAACCCUAACUUCAUGUACUAACUUCUGUUGUAACACCACUUUGUGAUGAUGUUCAGGGUUGGAUGAAGAACUGUAAAGAUACGUCAACAUUUUAUAGAAAGCAACUUACAAUUUUUAUCAUAAUGUAAAUGAUGUAGAUUGAAUGGUUGCUUCAAAAUUGCAGUAUACUGACAACGAUGUGACAACUAACAAUGCUACUUCAACUCUGGGCAUCAUCGCUAAUACUGAACUUGUACAAAAUCUUUCUACUUCAGCCUAUAGGCACCUUUACUCAAAGUGCAAGUGUAAAGGUUGUUGACAAGGACAAUUUGGAGAAUGCUUCCAUGUGAGUUGAAAAUGCAAGCUCCUAGUCCGUAAUGGUUGUCUUGAAUAAAAAAAACCUCGAAAGAAAUGAGUCGCUGAACCAUAUUCAGCAUCAUGAUCAAGCGCUUGUAAUCAAGCAUACAUUAUAAUAUUUUUAUUAAUGUAAUUUUAUAUUUUUUUACUUCUUCUAUUGAUUUUGCAUGAUUUAUUAUUAAAUCUAUUCUUUUGUAUUCUUAUAUUUUCUUUUCGAAAUUAUCUUCUAUGUAAGCAGCGGCAGAGGACGCAUAGCUGUUGUUUAUUUACAAGGUAAUUUCAUCUUUGCCUAACCUUGUGCUGUCUUCUCUCUGGUUCUCUAUGCCUAUACGGGUAACUCAGGUCAUAGGGCAAGGCCACUGGUACUUUACAUAAUUAAAAGCCUUUUUAGGCGUAUGAGUGAAAAUGCAGUAAUCUUUCUACUAAUUUUAAUUUGAAAUUAGGACGAUAAGGAUUACUUAACUUAUUGUAAGAAUAAUUAAGUACCUAAGUAUUAAAAAUACGUUAAAAGCUAA